UUUGAUGAAGCAGAAGUACAAACUGAAAACUGGAAGCCAAAGAACACAGAGGAAGAGUGGGUGAGAGACAAAGAGAGAGAGAGAGAGAGAGAGAGAGAGACUGAAAAUCUGAAACUGAAUUCAGACAAAUGGGUGAGGAAGUAGUGGGUGAUCACAUGGGUGUGGUUGGUUAGUUGUUUCUCCACUAGGCUUGCACACAAGUGACACACAGAGGACAGCACUGUGGAUGAUGAGGCUGCGGAUACAUCUCUGGAUUCGGGCACCUUGCAGGAUGGAUACAAAGAUGAACCUGGUUUACUUGAGCAUUUUCCUGUUUAUGAUGUUAAGAGUGUCAAGGGCCGAGACUCCUGCACCUGCAACUGCACCUGCACCUGCAACUGCACCUGCAACUGCAACUGCACCUGCAGCUACACCCACACCUACACCCACACCUACACCCACAGAUGCAAAGGACGAAUUGACAUCUACAAUAAACCCUGAAAUAGAUGCAGUGGAAAGGAGAGUAACUCGAGAUAUUAACACCUCCUCGGAAACUACACCUGAAAAACCCACAAACCAGCAAGCAAACAUCUCCCUCAGUGUCACCACAUCACGAACAGAGACUGUAGCAGCUUCAAGUGCAAAAGCAACAAGUCAACCAAAGCUCACAUCAGCUUCAGCAUCUGCAGUGAAAACCAGCCCUUCUGCACCCAAGAAAGCCAUCGAGUGGAAGUCAGAGUGGGACCAAGAUUUCACCUAUGAUUAUAAGUCCCUGAGUUGUGCUGGACUGGUCAUUGCAGCAGUGCUGUUCAUCUUUGGCAUAUUGGUCAUUACCUGUGGAAAGUUCAAUCGGCUGCCCAAAUGUCGCAAGAGGUCAACAAAGUCAUACCGGGUAGCCCAAGGAUAAGGAGAGAGCACGCGUGAAUUCAGUAACCAAAGAAAACAGCUGCAAGAAAACAACCAGGAAUCCAUCAAUAGAAAAACACCUGACAGUCUGUGUGUGCGCGUGAAUGUGGACUGACACACUGCUUAGUAACUGUCAUAGAAAAACAAUAAAUAAACAUGGAAAUCAUGACUCAUGCUGACAAGUUAUAAAAGUGGAACCAUCAUCCGGUUCAUCAUAGUCAACUAUUUCUAUAGUUGGCAAAAAAAUUCCUUUAAAAAGUCAAGUGAUUAUUUAUCCGGGACAAUAAUGAAUAGAUGAAUCCCAUUUUAAUCAAACCUUCAGCCAUGAAGCAGGCUUGUUUCUAAUGACCUUUGCAUCUUGUAACUAAUGCCAUAGCCACGGGCAGUGUCUCACAGCUCGGAUUUAUUAUUAAAGGUUAUGAGGAAUAA
Molecule: messenger RNA, 1314 nt
Organism: Oreochromis aureus
Lineage: Eukaryota; Metazoa; Chordata; Actinopteri; Cichliformes; Cichlidae
Gene: fxyd5
Product: FXYD domain containing ion transport regulator 5
Exons: 10
Coding region: 227-886 (219 amino acids)
Biological process (GO): regulation of sodium ion transmembrane transporter activity
Cellular component (GO): membrane
Molecular function (GO): sodium channel regulator activity
Source: RefSeq, a predicted model, not a curated record